AUGAAGGGUUUCAGACAGAGAGUGCACGACCAGUUGUCGCGGGCAAAAGACAACAAGUCCUCGAAAAAGAAAGACUCCACCUCACAGAAUCAGUCCCUCGGCAUUUCCACCACACAGCAGUCUACUUCCCCCAACCAAGGGACACCUACAUCCUCCACAACAUCUCUCAAUGACUCGCGAAACAAAUCGCCGGACAACGCUUCCCCCGCCGGCACCCCUUCUGCGGGCGCACCUCACCCCGGCACUCCGGUUCAACACUAUAUACCCCAAGCGGGGAUCGCAGGACAGCCUGUAAGCAAUGGACCGGCAACUCCGAAUAGACAAGGCCAACCAGCGGCCCCCAGCGUCAUCAUUAGCCCAAGCGCACCGCAUGUUCCCCCACCUGGCGCUGCUGAAACGAUGCCCGGAGACCUCGCACCUCCUAGGAAGUCUCACGUCUUCGACCGCCUACAAACAACUCCUAAGGACAUGUCGGAAGGUAUCCGGACCCCCAAACGCCAACAUUCAUCCCGAUUCGACAUCUCCGAUCAGCGUCAGAGAGAAUUGGAGAAGCUGCCGGGAUUCCACGAAGUGCCUCCCAACCGACGCCAAGAUUUGUUCAUGCAAAAGAUCGAUCAGUGCAACAUCAUCUUCGAUUUCAACGACCCGACGGCCGAUAUGAAGUCUAAGGAGAUCAAGAGGCUGGCGCUGCACGAACUUUUAGAUUAUGUCGCCAACAAUCGGUCGGUGAUUACGGAGCCCAUGUAUCCCCGCGUGGUGGAGAUGUUCGCCAAGAACCUCUUCCGUCCCAUUCCUCCACCUAUGACGCCCCAGGGCGAAGCAUUUGACCCGGAGGAGGAUGAGCCGGUCUUGGAGGUCGCUUGGCCCCAUAUUCAGGUUGUAUAUGAGUUCUUCUUGAGAUUCAUCGAAAGCCAGGAUUUCAACACGAACAUCGCGAAGGGUUAUAUUGACCAUCAAUUUGUGCUUUCAUUGUUGGACCUCUUUGACUCGGAAGAUCCGCGCGAACGUGAUUUCCUCAAGACGACUCUGCAUCGCAUUUAUGGAAAGUUCUUGAAUUUGCGUUCCUAUAUCCGCCGAUCUAUCAACAAUGUCUUCUUCCAGUUCAUGUAUGAGACAGAACGCCAUAACGGAAUCGCCGAAUUGCUCGAGAUUCUUGGAUCCAUUAUCAACGGGUUCGCUUUGCCGCUGAAGGAAGAGCAUAAGCUAUUCUUGACCAGAGUGCUCCUGCCCAUGCACAAGGUGAAGAGCCUUAGCAUGUACCACCCGCAAUUGGCCUACUGCAUCGUUCAAUUUUUGGAGAAGGACUCCUCAUUGACUGAAGAUGUUGUCCUUGGUUUACUGCGCUUCUGGCCUAAGACCAAUAGUACCAAAGAGGUUAUGUACCUGAAUGAGGUGGAAGACAUCUUCGAGGUGAUGGAUCCGGGCGAGUUCGCCAAAGUCCAGGAGCCUCUGUUCAAUCAGUUGGCCAAGUCUGUUGCCAGUCCCCAUUUCCAGGUCGCUGAACGUGCUUUGUACUUCUGGAAUAACGAGUACUUCUGUAACCUUGUGAGCGAUAACGUGGAGACAAUUCUUCCGCUUAUGUUCGCACCGCUUUAUGAGAACUCGAAGGGACACUGGAACCGAACAAUUCACAGCAUGGUUUACAAUGCCAUGAAAAUGUUCAUGGAGAUCAAUCCGCAACUCUUCGAUGAAUGCUCUCACGAUUACACGGAGCACCAGAACAACGCAGACCAACGCGAAAAGACUCGCACUGACCGGUGGGAUGUCAUCGAACAACAGGCCAAAGAUCGGAAGAAUGGCAUUCCCCCACCUCCUCCGCCGCCUCUUGACGUGCCGGAGCCGAUCGAUGAGGUAGAGGCCAUGACCCACGAGAGCCAGAAGCGGCUGAACUCGCUGAAGUUGCAAGAGGACCCCGACGUCUCCAAGGAACGUCCCAACCGGGAAGGUACCCCCAACUCGAUACUGCAUUCCUAUUUGAAAUGCCUUUUUGCCUGGCCCUAUCCACCCUCGUACUUGUCUUUUGCUAAGAGACCACGUCCGCCCAUGUAUAGUCAGCGUGAUUCUAACGUGAGAACGUCCGUUUGCUCCAGACAAGACGCCGAGGCUCGAUUCGCAGCACUGGCCGACGGCGACGGAGCGGAAGCGGCAGCGAGGUUCGCCCGCGACGACGUUCGGUCGGCAGUGGUACCAGUGCGACCAAUGUACAGAUCUUGCAUCGAAGCAAUUCUACCAAAUAAUGUCUCGGAGGAGAUGGACUGCUGA
This is a messenger RNA of Penicillium coprophilum, 2262 nucleotides long. RefSeq names its product protein phosphatase 2A regulatory subunit RTS1. The record is from RefSeq and is a predicted model, not a curated record. Gene Ontology annotation, biological process: signal transduction. NCBI's taxonomy places the organism in Eukaryota, Fungi, Ascomycota, Eurotiomycetes, Eurotiales, Aspergillaceae. Gene Ontology annotation, molecular function: protein phosphatase regulator activity. The transcript is spliced from 7 exons. Gene Ontology annotation, cellular component: protein phosphatase type 2A complex. Bases 1 to 2262 code for a protein of 753 amino acids.